AUGGAAUGAAGCGUCGUAAUUUGGUGAGACUGAGAUUUCUUUGCUUUGAUCUUUCUUCUCUCUCUUUCUGUAUAUAUUCCAUAAAAAAGGAGAGCGAAUAUUAUUCAUUCCCACUUCCUCCUUCCCGUUCAUUGAUUACGUUGUAGACUAAAGAAAAGCUCUUCAAUUUUUAUUUUUGCUGGAUUUUAACACCAGCUAGAGAAACGAAUUCAAUUCCUACCCUCCCCCCCUCCUCAUCAAAGGCAAGGAGAUGAAAUCAUUUAGGAAACUGAGAGGAUUUACUUCACUUCACAAACAAGUAGUACAUAAAAACCCAAGGGAUCUUCCCUCUUUCUCUCAAUCACAUGAACUUGCUAAAGCCUCUCAGGACAUGAUAGAUAUGAAAGAUUGCUAUGAUAGCUUACUUUCUGCUGCCGCUGGAACCGCCAAUUGUGCCUUUGAAUUCUCAGAAUCAUUGCGUGAAAUGGGUGCUUGCCUUCUUGCGAAAACUGCAUUGAAUGAUGAUGAAGAAAGUGGCAGGGUCUUGCUGAUGCUGGGAAAAGUGCAAUUUGAACUCCAGAAACUUGUUGACUGCUACCGUUCUCACAUAAAUCAAACAAUCAUAAGCCCGUCAGAGUCUCUUCUGAACGAACUUCAAACAGUUGAGGAGAUGAAGCAGCAGUGUAACGAGAAAAGAGAUGUAUAUGUGCACAUGGCGAGACAGAGAGAAAGAGUAAGUGGAAGAAAUGGAAAGGGAGAGAGUUUUUCUAUGCAGCAAAUACAAGCAGCUUAUGAUGAAUAUGAUGAGGAGGCCACUUUGUUUGUUUUUCGUCUUAAAUCCCUGAAGGAAGGACAAUCUCGCAGUCUUCUUACACAGGCGGCUCGGCACCAUGCUGCUCAGCUGUGCUUAUUUAAGAAGGCUCUUAAGUCUCUUGAAGCUGUUGAGCCGCAUGUCAAAUUGGUCUCAGAACAGCAGCAUAUAGAUUACCACUUUAGUGGACUUGAUGAUGAUGGGAGGGAUGAUGAUGAUUAUGAUGAUGUCAAUGAUGAUGGAGAAUUGAGCUUUGACUAUGGACAAAAUGACCAGGAGCAAGAAGUUUCCAAAUCAAUAAAUUCAAUGGAGUUGGAUUUAGAGGACAUUACAUUUCCCCAAGCUGUGACAUUGGAAAUGGCAAAGGAAAAUCUAGUUAGAAGUUACAGCACAUCGUUUCCUAUAAAGGGAGAACUUAGUGGAGGCACCCAAUCAGCUCCACUUUUCGCUGAAGUGAAAUCUGAUCCAGCUGGAAAAACAAAACGACUGAUGCCAUCAUCCACACGAAAGUUCAACACUUACGUAUUGCCUACUCCAGCGGACCCAAAGAGUUCAAAUUAUGCAGGACCUGGUAGCCUGGUUUCUCAAACAUUAAAGCCAAGUUUGAGUGGGCGUCCUCUGAAUUUGUGGCACUCAUCCCCUAUUGGCCAUAAAAAAAAUGAUAAGUUACUAGGAGUUGAAAUGUCUAGCAAGCCCACUGCUAUAAAUUCGCAGUCAGUACUCAAGGAGAGCAACAACAACACUGCAUCCACCCGAUUACCUCCUCCUCUAGCUGAUGGACUUCUUUUUUCAAGGCUUGAGCCACCGGCUCCCGCUGAAUCUAAGAAAAUAAAAAGAUAUGCCUUAUCUGGUCCUAUUACAUCCCAGCCAUGGUCUACAAAGGCAGUCUCCUCAGAACAUCCACAAUUGUUCUCUGGACCCCUUUUGCGAUAUCAAACAGCCCAGCUAUUUUCAUCACCUCCGAAAGUGUCUCCAAGAAUAUCACCAAAAGUAUCUCCUAGUUCUUCCCCUCCAUUUGUGUCCUCACCCAAAAUCAGCGAGCUACAUGAGCUUCCCAGACCCCCAGUCACUUCAACCUCCAAGUCUCCAGGGGCUGUAGGUUUGGUUGGUCAUUCAGCGCCACUGUUUCCCAAAGGCCACAUGCUUCCUGGUACAAGCAAAAUGUCAACAUCAAAUGUAGAAUCUCAACUGCCUACACCUUCUCAAGUUGUCCCUCGCAGUUUUUCAAUACCCUCUAGCAGACAUAGAGUAAUGGUCGCUCAGAAUUCAGGGAUUGUUGAGAAUGUUGCCUCACCUCCUCUAACCCCGUUAUCUUUAUCUAACACCCAGCCAUCAUCCACCGGUUCCCAGAUCGUCAAUCAGACAGUUCAAAUCAGAGGUGCAGUUUGAUUCUAUUCUUUUAUAGUGAUAGCUUUGCUUUAAGUUCAGCAGCAACCAAAAUUUGAGCUCACACGAUUCUCGCAUCAUUGGUACAGUUGGAGAACUGUAAAUAUAAUCCUUGUCUACUGAUUUCUGGCUUGCAAUGUCAUUUUUGUUAAUCUGUUGAUUUUUAUUUUUUUUGCUCUCCUUGGAAGCAAUAUCCCAAUUCCAUUUA
Populus euphratica (Euphrates poplar) is the source of this 2384-nucleotide messenger RNA. RefSeq lists its product as uncharacterized. The transcript has 11 exons. The record is from RefSeq and is a predicted model, not a curated record. The coding region runs from base 251 to 2179 and encodes 642 amino acids. Lineage: Eukaryota; Viridiplantae; Streptophyta; Magnoliopsida; Malpighiales; Salicaceae.